AUGAGUGAUUCAAUAACUGAGUCAAAUUCCUUCGAAAGAAAUGCUAAUGCAGUUAUAUUGGACCAUAAAUAUUUUCUGGUUCGUUUGAUUUACAAGGGGAGGAGUCAUAACUUGUAUUUAGGUAAUUAGGUAAAUCUAAUAGGAAGUGUAGCUUUAAAUAAGGAUGAUCCGAAUACCUACUAUUUAGUGGAAAUGAAAAGUUAAGAGUAGUACAAUUCCUUUGUGUGUGAUGAAAGGAUUGUAAAGAAAAUGCAUGAUUUGCAGCUCAUUCCAAAGACCAUACAAUAGGGAGUUUAUAAGUAUAAGAAUAUGGAAUAUCGAUAUAAUAUUAAGGAGAGAUGUGGGCCAUCUCUUAAACUGUGUUUUCAACAUCAAAAUCGGAAGUUUUCGGAUUAAGUGUUUGCUACUUUGGCAAUCGAAGCGAUAUCUGCGUUGGAGAAAAUGCAUUAGGCAUCAAUAGUUCAUUGCUACUUGAAGCCUAAGAAAUUUGUGACGCUUUAUAGAGGAGUUCAAUUGCUUUUAACUGACCUAAAAUUUGCCCAGAAAUACAAAUUAAGGUAGAUCCUAAACUAGAAUACGAAAAACAAAUUUCAAUACGCUUUAGCACUAAAUAAAUAUUCAAGUCUAAAUCUGCAUUUAGGGAUAAAACCGUGUCCUAGAGACGAUCUAGAAUCUUUGGCUUAUAUUCUGAUAAACUUUUAUAUCGGAGGUCGACUAUUUAAGACAAAGCAGAAGAAAACGAAAAGCGAUAAAAUAAAGGAGGUGGAGUUACAAAAGAUGAAUCUGAUAAUUGAGAAGGCUUUUCCGUCACUGCCAAAAGAAAUAAUUUAAUUUUAUUACAAUGUUAAAUUGUCUAAUCUUGAUCAGUACAAAGUAAUCAACUAUGAUGAAUUGAAGUCCUACUUUUAUAAAAUGAUGCAGAAAAACAAUAAUACAACAAUUUUGAAGUCUUAUCCUUGGAAUCAAGAAUUGAUCGACCCUCAAAAAUAGAGUUCUAUCAGUAGUUUAUCUUCUGUUGUUGAGGAUGAUGAAAACGAAUCUGAUGAUUCACUGAUAGAAGAAUAGUCAAUUCUGAGUGUUAUUGAGAAUUUGAAAUAAAUUACUAAAACUAAAAAACUACUUUCGGAAUUGGAUAAUUGA
Messenger RNA from Paramecium tetraurelia, 1140 nucleotides. RefSeq lists its product as uncharacterized. Gene Ontology annotation, molecular function: protein serine/threonine kinase activity. The record is from RefSeq and is a predicted model, not a curated record. Gene Ontology annotation, biological process: peptidyl-serine phosphorylation; signal transduction; endocytosis. Gene Ontology annotation, cellular component: cytoplasm; nucleus. The transcript has 6 exons. Lineage: Eukaryota; Ciliophora; Oligohymenophorea; Peniculida; Parameciidae.